AUAAGCAGUUCCUGGCGUUCUUCUUCAAGCAACUCAAGGUUAACCAGAGCGGGCGCUACGAGGACACCUUCCCCUACCUCUCCCCCUGCGGCCGUGAGCACAACUACAUCCGCUGUGACGACCGGCCCGUCGUCUUCACCCACCUCCUGCAGGGCGCCUCCGGCGAGGAGCUCCUGUCCUACUGCGGCGGCGCAGACAGACUGACCGUGCCCUUCCGGCCCGAGAAGCUGCUGAUGCUCCCGGAGAACGGGCGUGUCUACCACCCUGGCCCAGAAAAGGCGGGCGGCGUGGGGCUGGUGAAAUCCGCCCUGGCCUAUGAGCUAAGCCCCAAUUUUGAGUACGAGCAGGGACCCAGCCAGCCCCCCACCCAUUUUCACUGGCGGGACCAGCGCCACACCCUCACUAAUGAACUGCUGCCGUUCAUCCGAGACCGGGAGGAGGAGAAGGGGGCCUAGAGGCAGUG
Messenger RNA from Gekko japonicus, 463 nucleotides. RefSeq names its product UPF0598 protein C8orf82-like. Lineage: Eukaryota; Metazoa; Chordata; Lepidosauria; Squamata; Gekkonidae. The annotation marks the transcript as partial. The record is from RefSeq and is a predicted model, not a curated record. The transcript has a single exon.